Messenger RNA from Pyricularia oryzae 70-15, 2833 nucleotides. RefSeq lists its product as uncharacterized. The transcript has a single exon. The record is from RefSeq and is a predicted model, not a curated record. Lineage: Eukaryota; Fungi; Ascomycota; Sordariomycetes; Magnaporthales; Pyriculariaceae. The coding region runs from base 1 to 2565 and encodes 854 amino acids.
AUGUGGCCCUUGUCCUCCCGACCGUCCGACUCGGCCGUGGUAGGCGACGUCAAGGUGGCGCUUCCCCCGCCUCUGGGCGCGCUGGACCUGCGUGACAGGCGAUUCCAAAUAGGCUCUGUGCGCAGCGCCAGCUACCCGAGCAGCAACCCCGGAGAGCUCAGCAGCGGCAGUCAAACCAGCAAGCUCGCCCUGCAUGUGUCAGCUUCUGGCGGCGGCGCGACUGAUGAGGCCGGCCAGCAGCAGCAGCAGCAACAACAACAACAGCAACCACCCUCGGCAGGAUCCUUAAAAUACAUACUAGAACACCCACAGCAUGCAUCGUCUGCACCGUCAUUAUUAAAACACUCACACUCGUCAUCUUCCUCGUCAUCAUUAUCCCUACCACUCGACAGCAAUAAAACGGGCGUCGCAUGUAAAGACAACGGUGAGGGGAGUUCCCGUGGACCGACGCCGUCGCCGUCAAUUGGAGACCUGCAACUUUCGUCCAAAAACUCAUUAAGAAACCUUCAAUCUCAAUCGUCUGCACAGUCGACGUCAGCCCCAACCUCGACUUUGGCAACGACGAAACCCCAGGAGCGACCGAAAUCCAGAAAGGAGGAUCGCCGACUCAACAAGCUCCGCCGCCGCGCCAGGACGAUGGAGCCGCCGGUGCUCUCCUUUUACGGCGCACAGCCGGUGCCGCUGCAGUCGCGGUUCGCCACCAUCAAGCGUCGGCUGAUUGCCGGUCGCGAGAAGGAGGUGGCGGCCAGCUGGGCGCGGCUCAUCGUGGCACUGAAUGCCGAAAUGGCGGCGAUCCGGGAGACGUCGUCGUCGCUGGAGCUGAUGGGUGCGAUCGACUACGCGGACAUUGAGGACCCGGCCCGCAUCGCCGAGUUUAGCAAACUGCUCAAGCGCUUCGGGGUGGGGGUGGUGCGCGGGGUGGUGCCGCCGCGCGACGCCGAGGCCUGGGUGGAGGAGACGAGGCGGUACCUCGAGACCAAGCACGACAUCAAGCCGCCGCCGCCGCAGGACCCGACCUGCUUCGACUUUUUCUGGACGCCGGCGCAGAUCAGGGCCAGGGCGCACCCGCACGUCCUCCGCGCCAUGAAGUUCGCCAUGGGUCUGUGGGAUUCGACCGAGGAGGAUCGCAUGGCCACCCGGUUCCCCAUCACCUAUGCCGAUCGCAUCCGCAUCCACGUCAACUCCAACGCCGCCCCCGCACCUUUGGCCCAAGGCGAGCAGAGUCCCGAGAUGACAGCCGCGGCAGCCACGGCAUCUGUACCUGCACCCACCCCCGCACCAGCACCCGCACCAGCACCCGUCGCCACCGCACCCGAAUCCUUCGAGCAAGCUGCACCGUCAGCCCCGGCAUCCUCGCUACCAUCACCAACCACGGCGGCUGCUGCGGCCGACACUGCUGCAGCCGAAAACUCGGGUACCAUCAUCGCGCAGGUGGACGGCGGGUCGCUCGAGCGCUGGGAGCCCGACGGGUACGGGCGCAGCGGGACGUACGACUCCAUCUUUCGCGGCGACUGGGAGGACUACGACCCCUGGGACGCGGCGGGGCGCAUCAGCGCGACGCCCGACCUGUACAACGGCGCGGGGGCGUGCAGCAUCUUUCGCAUGUUCCAGGGCCUCGUGGCGCUGACGCAGGUGCAGCCGGGCAUGAUCCGGCUGCUGCCGUCGCCCAAGCUGGUCACGGCCUACUUUUUGCUGCGGCCCUUCUUCUCGCCCAAGAAGCCGGCCCCGGAGGGCGCGGAGCGCCAAGGGCCAGAGUGGGAGGCGUUCCUGCACCCGGACAACUGGGAGCUGGACGAGGAGCAAAACACAAUCAUCCACGGCGCGGUGCCGGGCCACGCGCAGCGCGUCACGGAGCUGUGGCACCCGCACCUCGACCUCAAGCGGACGCUGGUCACGCCGCCGGACCUGCAGGCGGGCGAUUAUAUCAUCUGGCACUGCGAGACGGCCUACACCAUCACGUCGUCAUCGCCGCCGUCCACCACCACCACCACCACCACCACGACAGCCGCAACCGCCGAGCCCAGUACCCCCGUCCCCAAGGCCGCCAACACCGACGGGCCCCGCCACGAGCGCUUCAUGGUGUACGCGCCCGCCUGCCCGCUGACCCAGACCAACGCGCUGUACAUGGCGCGGCAGCGCAAGAACUUUCUCCGCGGCCACCCGGGCCCGGACUUUGACAGCACGGGCACGGGGCUGGGCACCGAGGCGCCGCACGUGGGCAGGCUCGGCGAGAAGGAGAUCCGCGAGGUCGGCGGCGAGGAGGGGUUGAGGGCCAUGGGGCUCGCGCCCUGGAGCGCGGGGAUCGGCGGCGGCCAGAGCGACGACGGGUCGUCGACCGAGGAGGGGGCCGGCAAGGCCGACAAGAUGGACGUCGACGGCGAGAGGCCGGCCGAGGCCGACGGUUCAAAGAUGGACGUCGACGAAAAGGCGCCGGAGCUGCCCCUGUCGGCGGCCGAGGUCGAGCUGGUCAGGCUGGCCAACAUCAUCCUCUUCCCCGACAAGUACGAGUUUUACAUGGCGACGCGCAACAGCUCGCCCGACGGGAGGGAGAGGGAGGCUUCUUGAAGGGGAAGGGAGAGUGUAAUGAUGUGCAUUGGAUAUACAAGGUGGCGCGCGCAUUUAUUUCUUUGGUUUCGAUUGCUCAUUUGCUCUUUGGGGUCACCAUCUUUUGUGUAAAGCUCUGGGGUUCUUUUUUUUUCUUUUUUUUUUUUUUUUGUUCCCGUUCUGUCUUUCUCGGUCUUGUUGCGCUGUAUAUAUACAUGUCAGUUUUGUCUCGAAAUUGGCCACGACAACGUUUGACGCUUAGCCCGUCCGACAUCGUAUCCCAUGACCC